CUUAAAUAUACUAUUUAUAUUCAUUCGUAUGAAUCCAGUGUUUUAAACGUUUUAAAUAGUUCGUCGAGGUGCAUUUAGUUGUGUUUCUUAUUGUGGUUUUUUGUGGCGUUUCCGACACGGACUCAAAUUAGCGAAGCACCCGCCGUUUCCUAGCAACCGACGCCGUCCGGUGAAGAAUGGCCAAAUUCGUGCUUGCUGGUAAAAGUGACUGCCCUCGUUUUGCCAAAGCGGAACUUUUAGCAGACGCCCUGCAGCGAUGUCUGCCGAACUUCAGGACCCAUAAGAUCUCCAUCCUCCCAGAUGACUGGAAGGACUGGCUGGAUGCCACUUGCAAAACAAAUGGCUGGAAACACGAGAAGUCCCCUUUGGUUUGGAGGGAGCUAGUGGACCAAGGGGGCAAAGGGAUGCUCAUAGGGGGCUUCAGUGACUUCCUUCAGCACUGUCAGGUCUACUACAACAUCACAUCAGACAUGCCCACGGAUAUGAUGCUGAGUGUUGCAGCAGAGAAUCUGGAGACCAAGAUCGCCCUCAUCGAGGAGGAGAAGCACCGCGUCAGUCUUAUCAAACCUCUUCACCUGUGGAUCAGCAGUGCUCUCAGCCAAACCUGCCACCUCCUGAUCCCGAACUUGCUCUCUGCUGAAGUGUUCCCCCGUGUUGCUGCAAUCAGCCUCCACCUACUGGGCCUGGAGGGUGACGAGGAGGGACUGCAGGGGCUGAAGAUGGAGAUGGAGGACCUGGCUCUCCCUUUGCUCCAUCAGGUGAGCCUUCACACAGAUCUGGAGCAAGCCUUCGAAGGAGCUGAUGUCAUCCUCCUCCUGGAUGAGAGCUGCUCUGAUGACAGUGAUGUUGUAAAUGACAGUGAGCAGGAAAAGGAAAAGAAGAGGAUAAAGGAAAUCUCAGAAAUCUACACCAAGUACGGACGACUGAUUGACACAAGGGCCAACAAGGAGGUGAAGGUUAUUGUGUCCGGGGACUCAUUUGUCAACCUGAGAUGCUCUCUUCUUGUGGACAAUGCUUGCUCAAUUGACAAGCACCAAUUUGUCGCCAUGGCAACCCAACUGGAGAAUGAAGCAAGGGCCAUAAUUGCAAAGAAGCUGAGAGUUAUGGCGUCAGAUGUCACAGAUGUCACUGUGUGGGGAAAUAUCAGUGGUAGUUUCUAUAUUGACCUGCAGAGGGCAAAGGUUUUCAACUUCAAUGGGGCAAUUAAAGGACCAGCUUUCUUUUCCCAGUCCCUCCUGAAGAUCUUCCAUGACAGGAAAUGGUUGGAGACAGACUUUCAAGACUUGGUGCGGUGUCAGCGUGCAGCUGUGGCUUCAAGGACGUGCCGGGCAGCUGCCAUGUCAGCUGCCAACGGGAUCCUCACCAUCUUGAGGGCUUGGAAUGGCACGUGCAGUCCGGAUAAAGUAUUUUCUCUGGGUGUACUAUGUCCAGGCAGCUACAAUCUCCCAGAUGGCAUCGUCCUCUCAGUUCCAGUUACGUUCUCAGAUGGUAAAUGGUCCCUGUUUAAUGUGGCUGUUGGUGAUGAGCUGAAGGAGAGACUUCAGGUUUCUGCAAUUGAACUCCUACAGGAAAAAAACUCAGAUUAGAAGAUCGUCAUGAGAAGCAACGCAGCUGAGAGACAUUAAAAAUGACAACACAGAUGAAAAACACAGGUUUGACAUAGGAUGUAGAGAGUUCAGCACCACAUCUUGUUUGUUUCAGUUUGUUCUUUUAUUCUCUUCAGUUUCACAUAUGAUUUAAUGACAACAAAUCUUUUCCGCUUCGUGAAACUAACCCACAGCUGUUAUAUGUCUAGAUGUAAAAGAUCAAACUGAGUGCUUUAUGGAAAAGGGAGAAAUUAGAAAAUAUAUUCCUUUUUUAAAUUUUUUUAUUCUACAGUUCAGUGUAAUAUAGUUGAAGCGGUAUUUUAAGCAUAAAACACACUACUACCAUACACAAACUAGUCUGUUAAUAUCUUUGAAAUCCACCUAUUUCCAUUUCUAGUUCUUCAUAUCAGAACUUUAUUUCCCUUGUUGUUAAUUCAAUAUCAAACAAACUGAAUUCAAUUGGCUCUUUUAACCUAGCACAUUACAAUUGACUUUUUUCUUGGGCAAAUUUGUUUUGUACUGUCAGCUGACGAGGAGAACUUUGAGAAAAGAGUGCGGUUUUUACAUGCAGAAUAUACACGUUGAUUUUGAGCAUUUAUACACUAUACACAGGGAGGCACCGACUGAAAAAAACGGUAAAGGUUAGUACAAACAAGAUGCACAACGACAAGUCGGGAAAUGGACAUAUAGUCUGUUAUAUUCAAUUUGUACAACCCACCCCUGAGAUUUGGAUGCUGAGUGGCUUACAAAAUAAAACCGGACC
Molecule: messenger RNA, 2349 nt
Organism: Paralichthys olivaceus (Japanese flounder)
Lineage: Eukaryota; Metazoa; Chordata; Actinopteri; Pleuronectiformes; Paralichthyidae
Gene: mdh1b
Product: malate dehydrogenase 1B, NAD (soluble)
Biological process (GO): tricarboxylic acid cycle; malate metabolic process; oxaloacetate metabolic process
Molecular function (GO): L-malate dehydrogenase (NAD+) activity
Source: RefSeq, a predicted model, not a curated record